Triticum dicoccoides is the source of this 679-nucleotide messenger RNA. Its product is annotated as NADH dehydrogenase [ubiquinone] iron-sulfur protein 5-B-like. The transcript is spliced from 2 exons. The coding region runs from base 129 to 389 and encodes 86 amino acids. The record is from RefSeq and is a predicted model, not a curated record. NCBI's taxonomy places the organism in Eukaryota, Viridiplantae, Streptophyta, Magnoliopsida, Poales, Poaceae. Gene Ontology annotation, cellular component: respiratory chain complex I. Gene Ontology annotation, biological process: mitochondrial respiratory chain complex I assembly.
UCUGGUGAGGGAAAGGAAGGCGGAGAGAGAGAGAGAGAGAGAGCAGUGUAGGGACAUCGUGACUGACCACCGGAGAGAGAGAAGAAGAAGAGGCUGCCAAGGUCGACGACGGAGAAGAAGAAGAGGCGAUGGCGUCCGGGUGGGGCAUCAACGGGAACAAGGGGCGGUGCUACGACUUCUGGCUGGACUUCAGCUCGUGCAUGAGCCGCUGCCGCCAGCCCUCCGAUUGCGGCCUCCUCCGCGAGGACUACCUCGAGUGCCUCCACCACUCCAAGGAGUUCCAGCGCAGGAACAGGAUCUACAAGGAGGAGCAACGUCAGAUAAGAGCUGCUGCUCGCAAGGCCAAGGAGGAAGCCGAAGGAGCUCCUGCUGUUGCAGCUCACCACUAGCAUCCGUUUUUAUUUGCUGCAAGUGCUUCCAUGUUCGGCUAUGAGCAAGGCAAUAAUUUCCUAAACAUUCUACCCUCCCACUCCAUGACUUGUUCUAAAAUCAUGAGUUCGAUAAACAACCUUGGUCAACAAGUUUGUGCAUGUUUGAGAUAUUAAGCGAUAAUAAACGCUUGAUUCAACCAUGAAACAUGAUGUUUGUGCAUGUUUGCAUACCUUGUAGCAAUUUCAUGGCAUUAUUCUGCGUGAGAAAGAGCAACACGAUGGUUCAAUACAACAGUAAUUUCAUGGCA